AUGAUCCCAAACUUCUAUUUACUCUGUCUUGUAACUAUAUUUUUUAUAACAAUAACAGAUGGACUUCCUCGUUAUCGUCGUCAAUUGAAUCCUUCAAGCAAUAAGAUUUUAUCUGUUCAAGAACAAGCAUCUUGGGCAAGGAGUCCAAGUGGUUCCUAUCAGGGCACUUACUAUAAAGGUGUUGGAUCCAAUCCGAAUUAUGGUUCAUUUAUAAAACCUGAGAAUCGCCCAGAUGUUGGUAUCAUACCGAUAAGUUAUGAUCCUGAUUCUAUUCUAAGUAACUAUCUUAUAACUCCAAGUCCGCCAUCGUCACUUCAACAAUCAGUACAGCAGUAUAUGUACAAUAAUAAUAAUAACGCCUGGCGAAAACAAUAUAAUUAUCCUAAUAGACCAUACAAUUACUAUCCACCUGGAAGUCCAGGAUGGUAUGCAACUGGUGCACAUGGACUUCAUCGUUAUCGUCGUCAAUUGAAUCCUUCAAACAUUCAGAUUUUAUUCGAUCAAGAACGGGCAUCUUGGGCAAGCAAACCAAGUGGUUCCUAUGGUGGCACCUACUAUUAUGGUGUUGGAUCCGAUCCAAAUUAUGGUUCAUUUAUAAAACCUCCGAACAAUCCACACGGUGGUAUCUUACCUAUAAGUUAUGAUCCUGAUUCUAGUCUAAGUAACUAUCUUAUAAAUCCAAGUCAACCAUCCUCACCUCAACAAGCAGUACAACAAUAUUUGUUCUAUAAUAAUAAUAACGCCUGGCAAAGACCUAAUAACUAUUAUAAUAGACCAUACAAUAACUAUCCACCUGGAAGUCAAGGAUGGUAUGCAACUGGCGUAAAUGGUAUAUCACCAGUUCCUGGUAGAGCAAUAACAACACCAUUUGCAACAAGAGCAGGAAUUGUAAAAGCUGGAAACUGGGGUGAUGCCUAUGGAACUCACAUAAUCAUUGAAUCAAAAGAUGCUGCUGGUAAAGUAAUUCGACAUUUAUAUGCACAUUUAAGUCAAAAGAUGGUGUCCGUUGGUGCUAGUGUUAAAGCUGAACAACAAAUAGCUAAAAGUGGAAACACUGGAAGAUCGACAGGUCCUCAUCUUCAUUAUGAAGAACGAGUUUCACCAUUUGCUUAUGCCAAUCAUCGAAAUACACAAUUUAACAAAUAA
Messenger RNA from Rotaria sp. Silwood1, 1146 nucleotides. NCBI's taxonomy places the organism in Eukaryota, Metazoa, Rotifera, Eurotatoria, Philodinida, Philodinidae. The record is from the annotation of a GenBank genome assembly.